CUCUUCCAAAUCUCCUCUCUUCAAUUCCCUUUACUUCAUAGGCCAAAAUGGAGCCAUGGCAGCGAAACAUUCGCAGGAUGCACCAAGUCAGCGAGGUGCUCGACCUUGACCCUCAAAAGUCCGACAUGAUCGCCGAUUUCGUCGCACUCAUCCAAGCAAUCCGCGAAGGGCUUACGCGAAUCGAUGAUGAUUCCUAUAUACCCGAUUCACAGAUCAAUAUGCUUUUCUUGACAAAGCUCAAGGAAUGUCCUGAUUGGAGUGACUGGGCAUCUGCUAUGCUGCGAGAUGGUCGGAUGUGCUCCUCCAAUCCUGCGGAGCAGGUGACCUUUCAGGAGCUGGCCCAGUUGGCCAUGGAGCAAGAGAAGAUCCGUCAGCAGCGGGGAAGGGGUGCAUGGGGUACUAGUGAUUAUGGUGCUGCCAAGAGAGGGUUUGCAUCGCCAUUGGAGGUUCCGGAAGAUCCUCGCGCUCUCACUCAGGACGAGAUCAACGCAUUCGUGGUCAAACAGAUGCAUAAGGAUGAGGCAUUCCGAAAUCGCAGUGGAAGUGCCCGAAGACAUGCUAAGCGGCCCAGUCAGGAGGAAAUCAAUGACUACGUGGUCGAACAGAUGCGUCGAGAACGGGAGCAAGCUACGAGGAAUCGAAGUUACAGUCAACCGAUGCAGGAAGGACCUGUUCAACGACCGGUGCAAAUGCGCUGUACCUUCUGUGGCGAUAGAAAUCACCAGCUUUCAAACUGCUGGCGGAGAUGGAGAGUUGCUGUGGAAGCUCCGAAUGGGAACUACUUGCCUAAACGUGUCGAGUACAGGACUGAGUUUCCGGGUCAACCACCCAUGUAUCGCACGGGUUUCACGCUUUUUUAAAAGCCGUAUGAGACUUGAUAAUGAUUCUUGAUUGUGUUUACGAUUCUACUCACGUUUAUCAGCGACUGGAGUUUAGCCAAGAGCAUGGAGUUUGGAGUCUUUUAGCAUCAUGUACCCCUAUGUUGAAUAUUUGGAGCGAUUCCCCCCCUGUGCUUGAGCGACAUACAUGCAGGAUUCCCAUACAUAGUUUGCCG
Messenger RNA from Aspergillus costaricaensis CBS 115574, 1054 nucleotides. RefSeq lists its product as uncharacterized. The record is from RefSeq and is a predicted model, not a curated record. Lineage: Eukaryota; Fungi; Ascomycota; Eurotiomycetes; Eurotiales; Aspergillaceae. Bases 48 to 860 code for a protein of 270 amino acids. The transcript has a single exon.